AUGUCUUUUCCUAGAAAACGUCCGAAACAACCUGUUUCGAGUCAGCCCGCACUUUUUCGAAGAAUUCUGCACUCAUGGACAUACGGCCUGGCAGACCUUCCCUUUCUGCCGGAGCAUCAUUUGCUCCUCAGCUACGGAAAGAAUUCCUUUGCCUCGAAGUCAGCGCUUGCCUUCACCAAUUCAAAAUCCUAUUCCCUUCUAUUUGUCUUCUCGUCAGUUUUUGGCGGCUUUCACUUUCAACCCGAAGCACUUACUGAGUUACUUAUGGAAUCUCAAAUCCUGAGAAUCCCAAUUGGUAUUGGUGCAGAACACCCAGGAAGUCUUUUGGCUCCGAAAAGUCCUCCUCCUCCAAUUCCAGAAAGUACUCCCUUUCCUCCUCCAAUUUCAGGACGUCCUCAUUUUCCUCCUCCAAUUCCAAGAAGUCCUCCUUUUCCUCCGCCUAUUCCAGGAAGUCCUCCGAUUCCUGGAAGUCCUCCUCCUCCAAUUCCUGGACCAAUUUUAGGAAGUCCUCCUCCUCUUCCUAUUUGUGUAGGUCCUCCGAUUUUUGGAAGUCCUCCUUCAAUUCUUGGAGGUCCUCCAAUUCCAGGAACUCCUGCUCCUCCAAUUCCUAGAGAUCCUCCGAUUUUUGGAAGUCUUCCGAUUUUAGGAACUCCUCCUCCUCCUAUUCCUGGGGGUCCUCCUAUUGCUGGAAGUCCUCCUAUCCCUGGAAGUCCUGCUCCUCCUCCUAUUGCUGGAAGCCCUCCGACUCCUGGAAGUCCUCCCCCCAAUCCUGGAAGUCCCCCUCCUCCUCCUAUUGCUGGAAGUCCUCCAAUUUUCGGAAAUCCUCCUCCUAUAAUUUGUGGAAGUCCUAGUCCUAAAAAUUUGGCAUCAUUUGUCUUACUUGCGUCUCCUGCACUAGGAAUCAUGAACCAGUUGUCUGCUAUGGGCAUUAAAUUUGACGAAGAAAUUCAAGGAUUGCUUUUACUUGGUUUCCUACCAGACUCUUGA
This is a messenger RNA of Solanum dulcamara, 987 nucleotides long. RefSeq lists its product as uncharacterized. Lineage: Eukaryota; Viridiplantae; Streptophyta; Magnoliopsida; Solanales; Solanaceae. The transcript is spliced from 3 exons. Bases 1 to 987 code for a protein of 328 amino acids. The record is from RefSeq and is a predicted model, not a curated record.